Messenger RNA from Pseudozyma flocculosa PF-1, 507 nucleotides. RefSeq lists its product as uncharacterized. The record is from RefSeq and is a predicted model, not a curated record. Bases 1 to 507 code for a protein of 168 amino acids. Gene Ontology annotation, cellular component: ribosome; small ribosomal subunit. The transcript has 3 exons. NCBI's taxonomy places the organism in Eukaryota, Fungi, Basidiomycota, Ustilaginomycetes, Ustilaginales, Ustilaginaceae. Gene Ontology annotation, biological process: translation. Gene Ontology annotation, molecular function: structural constituent of ribosome.
AUGCCUCUGCUACCGCCCCUCGUCCCGCUCCUACGCACUCUCACAUCCCGCUCCCCGCUCCCGCUUCCCCUCUCCCUCUCCCCGUCCACAUUCCACCGCGCAUUCAGCACCACGCCUUCUCUCGCCGUGACGCUGCAGCAGGCGCUGCGCGGCGCGCGGAAACCGCACCGCCCGCCCGUCAACAAGGUGCCGGCGCUCGAGGGCAAGCCGUUCGUCAAGGGCGUCUGCUCCAAGAUCUUCACCACCAAGCCAAAGAAGCCCAACUCGGCCAUCCGCAAAGUCGCCCGCGUCAAGCUCUCCAACGGCCGCAGCAUCAUCGCCUACAUCCCCGGCGAGGGCCAUAACCUCCAGGAACACUCGGUUGUACUCGUCAGGGGCGGAAGGGUGCAGGAUACCCCCGGUGUCAGGUACCACCUCGUCCGAGGCGCCCAGGACUUUAGCGGAGUGGCAAACAGGACAACCGCCCGGUCAAAGUACGGCGCCAAGAAGCCAAAGGCCGGUCCGUGA